Messenger RNA from Neopsephotus bourkii (Bourke's parrot), 615 nucleotides. RefSeq names its product growth arrest and DNA damage inducible beta (gene GADD45B). Lineage: Eukaryota; Metazoa; Chordata; Aves; Psittaciformes; Psittacidae. Bases 84 to 551 code for a protein of 155 amino acids. Gene Ontology annotation, cellular component: cytoplasm; nucleus. Gene Ontology annotation, biological process: regulation of cell cycle. The transcript is spliced from 5 exons. The record is from RefSeq and is a predicted model, not a curated record.
GCAGGGAUCGCGCUCGGAUUUAUCGCGAUUGGGAUUUGCUUUCCCCGCACGGAGCCCGCACGCCCUUGGAUUACGAUCGCGCCAUGACUCUGGAGGAGCUGGUGCCUUGCGACAGCAGCAGGAUGCAGGCGGUGAGCGAGGCCGUGGAGCGGGUGCUGGUGGCAGCGCAGCACCAGGACCGGCUCACAGUGGGUGUCUAUGAGUCCGCCAAGCUCAUGAAUGUGGACCCUGACAGCGUGGUGCUGUGCGUGCUGGCUACUGACGAGGAGGACGAAGGUGACAUCGCCCUGCAAAUCCACUUCACCCUCAUCCAAGCCUUCUGCUGCGACAACGACAUCCACAUCCUGCGCGUCCUGGGCAUGCAGCGCUUGGCCACCAUCCUGGGGGAGCCUGAGCCCGGCUCCGAGCCCCGUGACCUCCACUGCCUCUUAGUCACGAACCCGCACACGGACGCCUGGAAGAGCCAAGGCUUGGCGGAGGUGGCCAAAUACUGCACUGAGAGCCGCGACAGGAACCAGUGGGUGCCGUUUGUGUGCCUGCAGGAGCGCUGAGCCAGCCCCGGCCCAUGCCCGGCUCUGUACCUGAAAAAGGAGGGGGGAAACAGUAUAAACGGCA